Molecule: messenger RNA, 1995 nt
Organism: Tigriopus californicus
Lineage: Eukaryota; Metazoa; Arthropoda; Copepoda; Harpacticoida; Harpacticidae
Product: regulator of nonsense transcripts 3B-like
Exons: 6
Coding region: 191-1948 (585 amino acids)
Biological process (GO): nuclear-transcribed mRNA catabolic process, nonsense-mediated decay; positive regulation of translation
Cellular component (GO): nucleolus; cytoplasm
Molecular function (GO): mRNA binding
Source: RefSeq, a predicted model, not a curated record
GCCUCAAAAAAAAGAAGAUGAGGUGUUUUGGUUGAUUUUAGUUUCGACAUUCAUUGAUGACAUUGAUUCGCACUUUUGGGCCGAUCCAAGUCCAGCCUCCAACCUAGCACAUAUCCUGGGCGUGGCUCCCACCUUGGUGUGCGUGUCAGUAGGUCCCGAGGUGAGGUGAGGCGGUCCCUAGCUCAGGGUGAUGUCACCGGACCCCGAGGAUGGGGGCUCGGCCCGGGUGGCCCAGGAGACCGAGGAGACCGAGGAAGAGGAGAGGUCGGAGGAGGCCCCACGGGCUGAUCCGUCCCUCAAGGACAAGAAGCUCACCUUGAGCAAGGUGGUGAUUCGGCGUCUCCCGCCUCAAUUGACGGAAUCCCAACUCUUGGAGCAACUGAGUCCCUUGCCGGACUAUGAUUAUUUCUACUUCGUGUCGGCCGAUCUCUCGUUGGAACCUCAUGCUUUCAGUCGUGCCUAUUUUAACAUUCCAUCCUUGACGGAUAUCUGCAUUUUCAAAGACAAAUUCGAUGGAUACGUUUUUGUGGAUCCGAAAGGCCAUGAAUAUCCGGCCAUGGUGGAAUUCGCUCCGUAUCAAAAGAUUCCCAAAGGCAAAGCUCACAAACGCAAAGACGCCAAAAUGGGCACAAUUGGCGAAGAUCCGGAUUACCUCGAAUUCAUGCGAGUGCUCGAGGAACGCGAGAAAGGCUAUCACUUUACUUUGGAUCAGCAUCUGGAUGCGAUUGAGGCCAAAGAGAAGGAACGAGUUCUCUUGGAUAAAAAAUCCACCCCGUUGUUGGAGUUUUUGAAAGAGAAGCGAGCCGAAAAAUAUCGGAUUCGCGAGGAAAAACGGGAGGCCAAGAAGAAGAAAAAGGAUGGCGAGAAGAAGUCCAAAGACCAAGAAAAGAAGGCCAAGAGAAAAGAGAAGCGGGACAAGAAAUUUGCCGAGGGCAAAGACCCAAGAGAAGGAUCCGGAGGUACCAGUGGCAAUACGGGCAAGGAGAAAAAGAUUCUUCAACGUGAAAAGAGGCCCAAUCCAAAUGAAGCCGCUGAGACCAUCGAGGUAAAAACCAAGGUAUUCACCAAUACGACCAACAAAAAAGAGUUUGGGAAAGGCGGCAAGGGGCCCAAAAAUGAGAAGAACAAACAGAAAGGCCAGGCACGUGAGGGAACGCCCAAGGAAUUUCGACCCUUCAAUUCAGAUCAAGGCGAGAAGUCUGGGGAGCGCCGAAAGUUCUCAGAGCGUCCAAUGCAUAAGGAGAAACGAGAGCGGAACCGACCUCUCCGCGAACCCCAACCCCAACAACAACCACCUAAGGUAUUGAAGAGGCCUGAUCGCGAUUCCAGCGAUAACCUCGGUGCCACCGGGGAAACCGAGGAUCGAACCAAACCCGAGGCUAGACCCAAACGAUAUUCAGAUCGGCGCAAAGAGGAGCGAUUGAAGCGAGAAUUGGCCAAGAACCCAACGAAUUCGAUUGUGGAGGAAGAAACCACCGUCAGUUCGAGGAACGAAAAUGUCCGUCCUGGGCCCCCUUCUCAUUCUCGCAGUCCCAAAGUUGAGGACGAUUAUACGCCUCCCAUCAAGGUCAAAGAGCCUCCAAAUGAAGAGGAAUUAAGGCGAAAGGCAGAGAUUCAGGCCAAACGCGAGCAGGAGCGUCUCGUAAGAAAAGAGAGGCUCAAAAACAAGGAACGUCCGGAAAUGCAGAUCUACCGACCAGGUAUGGGCAAGUUCAGUUCGAAAACCAUCAAAGACGGCAAGGCCAGUCCUCCCAAAGUUGUGGAAGAAUUGCCCGAAGGAAACUCUUCCGGACCCAAAAGGGGCGGCGGCGGAGGUGGAGGCAGAGGUUAUGGAAGGGGUCGAGGCAGAUCUGGGCGUGGGAAGAUCAAACCAUUUGGAGGUGGAGCCGAGCUGACGGACAAUGGCGGCGGCGGUGGUGGUGGCGGAGGGGCAUCUUCAAUUGAAUGAUUCUUAACUGUGUGGCACAAGGUGUCAAUAAAUUUGUUAUAAUUUGA